GGCGAAGGCCCGACGCGCUCCCUGGCGUCGUGGGCGGUCGCAGGGCCCCGCGCGCCCACCCGGUCGGCCACCUGUCCCCGGGACCCACUCGCCGCGGGUGAGCGAGAGCGUCCGCCGGAGACUCUGGACACAGCAGCCGGUGGACACAGCGGACGUCCUUCCCGGCCGGCGGACCCCCGGCCUGGGACCCUGUCGCUUGCGAGGCAUCACCCACCUUCGAGGCACCGUCUUCCCCUCGUUGGCUGUUUCCAGGAUCGGGAGACCUGGGAGGCGAGAGGGACUGCAGUUAUUCGGCAUCCUCUGGCACCGUGGCGCACCUCGUCCCGUCGGGAUCUCUCUCCCUUCAGACCUAGGCUCUGACAGAUCAAGAUUUUUUGCUAUCCAGAUUUCAAGAAUACACUGGAUACCACUCUUAUAAAACCAAGAGGCAAUCAUGAAGACUUGUUUUAAUUGUUGAAACUACAGUUGAAAUCAUGGCUACAUCAGCAAAUCUGGAUAUUGGAGCCCAACUGAUAGUGGAAGAGUGUCCCACCAGUUAUAGUCUAACUGGCAUGCCAGACAUUAAAAUAGAGCAUCCACUGGAUCCAAAUUCAGAAGAAGUAUCAGCUCAGGGUGUUGCCAUGGGAAUGAAGUUCAUAUUGCCUAACCGAUUUGAUAUGAAUGUUUGUUCUCGAUUUGUGAAGUCCUUAAAUGAAGAAGAUAGCAAGAAUAUUCAAGAUCAGGUUAACUCUGACCUGGAGGUGGCAUCUGUCCUAUUUAAAGCUGAAUGCAAUAUCCACGCAUCUCCAUCUCCAGGAAUUCAAGUAAGGCAUGUCUACACUCCCUCUACAACAAAACAUUUCUCGCCUAUAAAACAGUCAACUACUUUAACCAACAAACACAGGGGAAAUGAGGUCUCUACCACACCUCUGUUAGCAAAUUCUUUGUCUGUCCACCAGUUGGCUGCGCAGGGAGAGAUGCUCUAUCUGGCUACGCGUAUUGAGCAAGAAAAUGUUAUCAAUCACACGGAUGAAGAAGGAUUUACUCCUCUGAUGUGGGCUGCAGCACACGGGCAAAUAGCUGUGGUAGAGUUUCUACUUCAGAAUGGUGCUGAUCCCCAGCUUUUAGGAAAAGGUCGGGAAAGUGCGUUGGCAUUGGCCUGUAGCAAAGGCUACACAGAUAUUGUCAAGAUGCUGCUUGAUUGUGGAGUUGACGUCAAUGAGUAUGACUGGAAUGGAGGGACACCUUUGCUUUAUGCUGUACAUGGAAAUCAUGUGAAAUGUGUCAAGAUGCUCUUAGAAAAUGGAGCUGACCCAACAAUUGAAACCGAUUCUGGAUAUAAUUCUAUGGAUCUAGCUGUAGCCCUGGGCUAUAGAAGUGUUCAACAGGUUAUCGAGUCACAUUUGCUAAAGCUGCUUCAGAAUAUCAAGGAGUAGACAUAGUCAUCAGAAAAUGUCAUCUGCCCUUUUGUUUACUUUUUGGUCCUUAUAAAUGAUAGUUUUGUUUACCUAUAAAUUUUUACCUCAGUUGCAAUAUUUACUGAUUUUUAGUAAGUUUUAAUCUUUCUCUGAGUAAUUCACUGGUUUAUAAUAAAUUUAAUGUUAAUAUGUUUUUAUGAAGGUGUUUUACUGUAUAUUUUAAAUUAUAAAUUAAUGUUUUGUGGCAUGUAAAUUUUUAUGGUACAAAUAGUUAUCUGUCUUUGUAUCAAGUGCUGUAAUUUGACAUUUUCAGAAAUUAUACUAUCCUAUUCAUCUUCACUUUUAACUCGUUGACUUUAUAUAGGGUUUGCUGUAAAUCCCUGGUAAGACAAUUUGUUAUUGUUGAAUUUAAAAGUGCACAGUGUGAUUGUUUACAAAAUGAUAUUAUAAAUAAAUAAAGUACUUUUCUGUCA
Molecule: messenger RNA, 1870 nt
Organism: Carlito syrichta (Philippine tarsier)
Lineage: Eukaryota; Metazoa; Chordata; Mammalia; Primates; Tarsiidae
Gene: ANKRA2
Product: ankyrin repeat family A member 2
Exons: 9
Coding region: 474-1415 (313 amino acids)
Biological process (GO): regulation of gene expression
Cellular component (GO): nucleus
Molecular function (GO): protein binding
Source: RefSeq, a predicted model, not a curated record